Molecule: messenger RNA, 264 nt
Organism: Medioppia subpectinata
Lineage: Eukaryota; Metazoa; Arthropoda; Arachnida; Sarcoptiformes; Oppiidae
Source: the annotation of a GenBank genome assembly
AUGAUAACUGGAAGUAUUGCCAGCUAUGAUAAUGUGGUCACUCUGCCCUCCACAACACCCAAUCCCUGUCACGUCGACAAUACCUGCAACUGUACUGUUGAUGAGAUUGAAGUGAUUUGUGGCGACGAUAUUACCGACACAUCUAUUAAGCGGACAUUUAAUGAAAUUAAAGUGAAGAAAUAUUUGGACGCAUUUGAGUUGUACGACAAUCACCUCAUCACUGGUCUCCCCGACUAUAUCUUUCAAGACGUAAAACAUUAUUAA